Messenger RNA from Hemicordylus capensis (graceful crag lizard), 17548 nucleotides. RefSeq names its product janus kinase and microtubule interacting protein 1 (gene JAKMIP1). Bases 283 to 2805 code for a protein of 840 amino acids. NCBI's taxonomy places the organism in Eukaryota, Metazoa, Chordata, Lepidosauria, Squamata, Cordylidae. Gene Ontology annotation, molecular function: GABA receptor binding; kinase binding; microtubule binding. The transcript is spliced from 26 exons. The record is from RefSeq and is a predicted model, not a curated record.
GAGGCGGGUCUAGAGUGACAGCCGGAGUUGGCACAGGGCGGGGAGCGGAGCAGAUUGCUUGCAGGAGGAGAGACAGACCGCCGCCGGCUUCUUCAGCAGUACGGCAAGUGAAUGCAGCAGAGGAGCAUCCCCCGCCCGGCUGUUGAAAAUAAAGGCAGUAAUCAUGACAGCACAGGGUUAUAUGUGGGAUGGCACUGACUGCUGUUUGACUUUUUAAUGCACAGUAUGCAGAACUGCUUGGCUGUUGGUCCAGUGUAGAUGUAAGAAACAGUAUUUAAAGCUAUGUCGAAGAAAAACCGUACAAAGGGAGAAAGGUCUGACAUGGAGGUUGACGCUGUCCAAACUGCUAAUGAGGAAUUACGGACUAAAUUGACCAACAUCCAGAUAGAAUAUCAGCAGGAAAAGAGCAAGGUAAGUAAACUGAGAGAGAAGCUCCAGGAGGUAAAGCAAGAGCGAGAACAGGAGCAGCACAAGCACACAGCCUACAUAUCUGAACUGAAGGCAAAACUCCAUGAAGAGAAAAUGAAAGAACUCCAGGCUCUCCGGGAGGUACUUAUUCGGCAGCAUGAACAAGAGGUAGCUCGAAUGGUGAAAAUCAAAGACACUGAAGUCCAGCGAUUGCAGUCUACCGUGAAUGUGUUGCGGGAUGGGGCUGCUGACAAAGUGAAAACUGCUUUGCUAAAUGAAGCCAGGGAGGAAGCCCGGAAAUCCUUUGAUGGUGAGCGUAUAAAGAUGCAGCAGGAGAUACUGGAACUGAAGUCAGGCAAAAAACAGCUGGAAGAAGCCUUGAGCAACCUCAUGCAGGCAGAUAAGAUGAAGGCAGCUGACCUGCGCAUGGCCUACCAGUCCCAUCAAGAUGAGAUUAAUAGGAUAAAGCGUGAAUGUGAGAGGGACAUCCGUAGGCUGAUGGAUGAGAUAAAAGGCAAGGACAGAGUGAUUCUGGCUUUGGAGAAAGAUCUUGGUGUCCAGGCAGGUCAUACACAAAAGUUGCUACUCCAGAAAGAAGCACUGGAUGAACAACUUGUUCAAGUGAAAGAGGCAGAACGAUACCAUGGCAGCCCAAAAAGAGAGCUUCCUCCUGGUGUGGGAGAUGUCACCGAGCUUGCAGGAAGUCCGGAGCAACAUAUGGAUGAGCGAGAUAUGCGGAGAUUUCUACUAAAAAUAGCUGAACUGAAUGCAGUAAUACGGAAACUUGAAGACAGAAAUACACUUUUAGCGGAUGAAAGGAAUGAACUGCUGAAACGGUCUCGGGAGACAGAAGUGCAACUUAAGCCACUUGUAGAAAAGAACAAAAGGUUGAAUAAAAAGAAUGAUAACAUGCUGCAGAGUAUACAGAGGAUGGAAGAAAAAAUUAAGAGCCUCUCCAAGGAAAAUGUGGAAAUGAAAGAGAAGUUAUCUGCCCAACCAGCUUUGAGAAGGCACACUUCAUUGAAUGACCUCAGCAGCACACGUGAAGAACAAGAAGUUCAGUUCCUUAAGCUGCAAGUUGUAGAGCAACGACAUGUUAUUGAUGACCUCACAGUGGAGCGAGAACGAUUAUUACGCUCUAAAAAGCAGAAAAGGAAAAGUUUGAAACCUCCAAAGAGGCAUGUUGUAGAGACAUUUUUUGGAUUUGAUGAAGAAUCUGUUGAUUCAGAAACAUCAUCGGUAACUUCCUAUAACACAGAUAAGACAGACAGGACUCCAGCUACACCAGAAGAGGACUUGGAAGAUAACACACCUAAAGAAGAAGCUGACUUGCGGUUCUGUCAACUAACCAGAGAAUAUCAAGCUUUGCAAAGGGCAUAUGCGUUGCUGCAAGAACAGGUCGGGGGAACCCUGGAUGCAGAAAGAGAAGCAAGGACACGUGAACAACUGCAGGCUGAUCUUCUCAGGUGCCAAGCAAAAAUUGAAGACCUGGAGAAAGCUCUGAUUGAGAGAGGGCAGGAUUCUAAAUGGAUAGAAGAAAAGCAGGCAUUGAUCAGGAUGAACCAAGAAUUGCUAGAAAGGAUUUACAAAAUGGAGCUGGAAGAAAAUCAUCUGAAGAGUGAGAUGCAGGAUGCCAAAGACCAGAAUGAGCUGCUGGAAUUCCGAGUCCUAGAACUGGAAGAGAGAGAACGAAGGUCACCAGCUUUUAACCUCCAUAUAACUGCCUUCCCUGAAAACAAUGGAAGUGCACUUCAACUGUUCUGUCGUCAGGAGGGAAUAAAGGAUGUGAAUAUUUCUGAACUUAUGAAGAAGCUAGAUAUCCUUGGUGAUAAUGGGAAUUUGAGGAAUGAAGAACAAGUUGCAAUAAUCCAAGCUGGGACUGUACUUUCCCUCUGUGAAAAGUGGCUAAAACAAAUAGAAGAGACUGAAGCUGCCCUCACUCAGAAGAUGAUUGACCUGGAAAAUGAAAAGGACCUGUUCAGUAAACAGAAGGGUUAUUUAGAAGAAGAACUUGAUUACAGGAAACAAGCUCUCGACCAGGCUUACAUGAAAAUCCAGGAGCUGGAAGCCACACUUUAUAAUGCUCUGCAGCAGGAGUCGGGGAAGAGAGUGAGCGAGUCCUUGAAUGAGGCCCAGAAGGACGACUUGCGCACCGCAGUGGAGAAGGUGCGGAGGCAGAUCAUGAGGCAAAGCCGUGAGUUUGACAGCCAGAUCCUGCAUGAGCGCAUGGAGCUGCUUCAGCAAGCCCAGCAGAGAAUUCGGGAGCUAGAAGACAAAAUUGAACUUCAGAAGCGACAGCUCAAAGAAAUAGAGGAAAAGCAUUCAUCCUGUGGCCUUGAUGAAUCUACAGAGCAAAGAAAUGUGGUUAUGAAAAGAUCCUUUGGAGUAAACCAAUGAGUUUUUGUACAAGUACCAAAAGUGUUUGUUUAAGCAGCUUUAAGUCAAUGUCCUUUACUUUUCCUUGAUGCAGUUUGCAGCUGUUUUGCUUUCAAACAGCUGUGAGCCAUUUUGGAUUUUUUGUAUAAAGCUAUAGCUAUAAACUGGAAUUAUUUGAUAAUCUUAUACCAACAAACCAGCACUAAUAAUACUAAGGAAAUUUAUGAAGUUUUGAGACAAUGAAAUGAACAAAAAUUCAGGGGCAAUUCUUCUUUACAACAGUCUUCACUAUGUCUACUUGUGUGCGUGUUUGUGUGUGUUAUUGUAAAAUCACCUACUUCUUUGUGCCCACUUGCAUGAUCUCAAGAAACAGAGGCAAGUUUUUCACACAGAACCGUUUGGAUGUGGAAUUUUCAGUGCUGAGAAGAAAUACUGUUGUAAACUGGAGAUAAAGCUACUACAAGACUGGAUCCAAAUAAAGAAUGAGAAUCCUGUUAGAUGAAGCUAAAAUAAAUGUAUGAGAACCUGAUGUGGUGCAGAAAGGGAAAAAUAAAAGUUGAGAAGGAGAGCAUCACUAGGGGGGCAUGGCAACUCCGAUGUUACAGCUCACCUCUAUCAUAUAAGAAAAAGACCUGGAAGCCAUGUAGAAAGAAAAAUGAUUUCACACAUGAAAUCUAAGUGUCUGGGAAGUGUUUGUCUUGGGGUGCCAGUUAUUAAAUAAAUUAAAAUUCUGGGCCAUAAUGAAAAGACACUUAAAUUGCUGGGAUAUUGUACAGUUUGGAUCCAGAAAAGCUAUGGACUAAAGGCUGAUAACUGAAGAAAAUAUUCAUGGUCCUGGCUCCACUUUCAUGGAUACACAAGUGCUGGUACUGAUCCUUUAUAGUAUAUCAACAAGAUUCCGAUUAAAUAAAAAUGUAGAAUAUAAACUGGAAUAUGAAAAGACACAAUGUUCAACACUGAAGAAAAUUUAAAGUAUGCACUUUUACAGCUCUGGAAAUAGAGAUACAGUUUCUUCAGUAUUAGAGACAGAAGGAAAACGGUUGUGGCAUAAAACAAAUGGAUCUAACUAGGAAUGUUUAUUAGACUAAAGAUUAUGCGAAGAUGGCUGCCAAAUGGGACAGUAUGGAGUAGACUAGUAUUGUGUUUCUAAGAUAAAUUAAAAUAAACAUUAAACAUCUGAUUUAUUGUGUAGAUACACAAAGACAUAACUACUCAAGUAACAACAAACAGCAAGGCGCGAAUUAAGAAGAAUGAGGAUAGCUGAUGGAAAAAUAGUAAUCCUAGGGGGCGGGAAUGGAAAGAAGCCUAUGCAAAAUUGCACAAUAUCAUUUUUAUAAUGCUAGAUGAUAAAAUAAGCAUGCAACAAUCAUGCUAAUAUGUUGGAUUAGCCAAAGGGGAUUCCAAAGUAGCUGACUUCAUGUUAUUUGGUGGGUGGGUGGGGGGCUAUAAAUUUAAAAAAGGGGGAAGGACUUGCUGGGAGAAGUAUGUGUUUCCCCCUAAUUCCAGAAGUAAAAUGCCAAGUACACAGCACAGGAUGGAAUAGUGUGGUCAGUGGAAAAAACAUCCAGGAAACGUUGUGAUGUACAUGACUGACGAAAAACAGAGGACCAGCCAAUUAUAUAUAUUAAAGGAUUGAAAAUCUAUUUUAUACAGUAUACAAUGUAAAUGCAGCAAUGGAUACAGUGGAAUGGCCAAUCUGCCAAGGAAAAUAUUUUUUGCUGCAAAGAGACCCAUGAGAAAUACAUUAUUUUAUCUGGAAUUUUUGUGUGUAGCACAUGUUCACAAGACAGCUUCAGCCCCGAACGAGGCUUAUUAAAUCAGUUUCAAACUUUCCAAAAGCCGCAUUUCCAAACCUGGCAUCAAAAUUAAAGCACAAGGAGAAUGUGGCUUUUUGCUUAAAAAUCCAAAACUCAGUGCUCUGCAGGAAAAGUUUUUUGACCUCUCUGGAAAGCAGGAAAACACUGGAACAGGAACUGCAACAGCCAUUGUUUGCUAUUUGAAUCUACUAAUCUAAUGAUAAGCAACAAGAGCCAGAGUUGUGAAUGCAAGGUUGGACUGUCUCUAGGAAGACUAAAUCCCUGCUGAGCCGUGAACCAUACAUGGAGGCCAUGGCUGAUAUCAUGGUAAAGUUAUCUGAAAGAUGGGUGUCAGAUGCUUGGACAGGGGGCGCAAUUUCAGUGCUUGCCCUAGGCGCUAUUUUCCCUAGAUACGCCUCUGCGGUAAUAUGAUUGUGGCCCUGUUUCAAUUCACAUUCUGUGUUCUCAUAUCUUCGUUCUCGGAGUGGGAGAAAAAUCUAUUUACUGUUCAGGAUAAAACAGGAAAAUGGCAAACAUAGUGGCUAUUGGCCAGAGGAGGAGAGAAAGAAAUGUCAUCAUGAAUAAUGCAUAGAUCUCUAAAGGAAAAAACAGAUGGCUCAACCUCAACUGCUGCAGCAGAAAGCUAUUUGUCAGACACCUUGUCAGCAAGUAAUAAAGGCUGGAGUCCUUUGGGGGGGAAAUCAGCUGCUCUGGAAAGAGGAAAGCCCAUGAAAACAAUGCAAGGAACAGAUGUACCUGAUCCAGAGAGAAAAAGCAAAGCAUUGCUGGAGGCAUGACGGAGCAAGUUUGCAUUCUGCUGCUUACCACAGAUACGUAACUGAAAAAAGAGUUAUGAACCCACAAUAAUUCACUCUUAUCUUGGAAACCUUCAGAACAACCAUUUAUUAAUCUGCUCCUACAGGAUAUGAAUAGCAUAAUACUUCAGUGUUUCAGACAUUCCCCAUAUCGUGUUUCAUGUGUGAAUGCAUGUAUGUUUACACAAUACUGAUCAUUCCUAAGAGGUGCUGAGUAUUCUUAACUCCACCAUCUCACAGCACAGAUAAUUGAAUGAAUUAAUUUCUGCUGCUUGAGACUUCCUUUUAGUAACAUCUGAAGAGCAGACUUCUCCAGAGAAUUAAUGGUGUUUCUGUUUAAUGUGAUAUAGUACAGUGAAAUGAUGCCACAUAGUAAAAAAUAACAUGGUUUAGCAAGAAAACUCACUGAAGCUAUAAACAUGGGCUACGUUGCAGUCACAAUUAGCUGUAAUGAAAUCUGUGGUUCCACUGAAAUCCAAUUGGAUUAUUAAUGUGCUUAGGUUGAGAAUCAUACAACAUGGGUGUAUGUGCGUGGGCGGGCGGGUGCAUGUUAUUAUUAAAUGUAUUAAUCACAUUUCUGUUUGCAACUCUCAACAUAAUUUACAAUCAGUACAAGCAAAAUACAGUAAUUAAACUGAAAAUAUAGAAAUUUACGUCAUUAUGGCAAAAAGAAUAAACUCUGAAGAAAUAUAAGACCAUUUACAUUAGAUUAACUAAUUAAAGACUAGGAAAUGCUUUAAAAAAUAGAACUGUUUAAACCCUCUCCAAUACUGCAAAACUAGGGGGAUAUCUUUUGCCAAAGAAUUUUAAAGGAAGAGGAGGAUGGAACAUGAACACACACACUUUGUAAAGUACUGGCAAUUUUUGACAUACAGUGGAUGCAGCCAUUUUCCUCUAAAUUUCAGAAUACACUCCUUCUUCUUCUUCUUCUUCUUCUUCUUCUUCUUCUUCUUCAUUUACACAGUCAGACAGGUGUUAUUGACUGGUUUGUUUUAUCCAGACAUCGAGUCCUUCCCAAGGACCUGGGAUGGCUGGAUUUUAUUAUCAAUGUUGUUGCUGUUAUUAUAGAUAUCGUCGCAGAAUAUAGGCUGUUCCCAGUAAAGCUGCUUUUUGUAAUUGGCUGAUGGUGAUUUCUGUGGCCCCUAUGGUGUUGAGGUGCUCUUCAAGUUGUUUUGGAAUUGCACCUAGGGUGCCAAUUACCACUGGGAUUAUUUUGGUCUUUUUCUGCCACAGCCUUUCCAUUUCAGUUUGUAGAUCUUUGUAUUUUGUGAUUUUUUUCUAUUUCUUUUUCUUCUAUUCUGCUAUCCCCUGGUAUUGCUAUGUUGAUUAUUUUAACUUGUUUUUCUUUCUUCUCAACUACAGUUAUAUCUGAUGUAUUGCGUGGCAGAUGUUUGUCUGUUUGUAGUCGGAAGUCCCAUAAUAUUUUUGCAUCUUCGUUUUCUAACAACUUUUUCAAUUUUAUUGUCCCACCAAUCUUUGGCUACAGGUAGCUUGUAUUUUUUGCAGAUGUUCCAGUGUAUCAUCCCUGCUACUUUGUCAUCCCUUUGUUUGAAGUCAGUCUGUGUGAUCUUUUUACAACAGUCGUUGUUGUUGUUAGAAAUUCUAUCACCCCAUAUGCAAAUCCCUAGGCAGUUCACAAUCUAAAAAUACAUCAAUUAAAACAUUAACACAAUUAAAACCAUCUAAAAUACAAAUAAAAACUCUAAAACUUAAAACUUUACAACUAUAAACUAAAAGCCUGACUCAACAUGUAUGUUUUCAGGUCCUCCUUAAAAAACAUUCAGAGAAAGGGAGGCUCUGAUUUCAUUAGGAAGCAUGUUCCAAUGUCCCAGGGCAACCCUAGAAAAGACCCAGUUUUGAGUUGCCACUUACUGAGCCAGUGGCAACCACAACCAGACUUCUCCAGAUGAUCUUAAUAGGUGGUGGGGUUCAGGGCUUUAUAGUUAAUAACCAGCACUUUGUUUUUUGCCAGGAAAUGUAUUGGCAGCCCGUGUAGUUCUUUUAAAACGGGUGUAAUAUAUCUUCGGGUAACCCCAGAGAAUAACCUGGCUGCUGUAUUCUUUACCAACUGCAGUUUCCGGACUAUGUACAAAGGCAGCCCAAUGUGGAGUGAUUUUUUAAAAAAUGUACAGAUUGUUACAUAAUUAUGUGUUUUAAUGAGUUUCAGUCUACCGAAUACAAAUCUACCAAAGUGUGUCCAUCUUAAUGUUUGGGGAAAGCCCAAACAUUUGGCUAGCAUUUUAAGUAUUUACUUUUAAGAAAAGUAUUUUUAAAAUGGUAUAAUUAUUCAUUCAGUAAUGAAUACCACCUUUAGGUAUUCAUAAUAUGAAUUUGUUAACAGGUAGCAAUAGACAUGAAUAAAAAUACAAGGGAUUUGUGUUUGAAGGCAGGGGUUUGACUAACCCCAAUUAUAACAGAGCCAGUGUGAGCAGUAAAAGUUGAGCCCAUUAAAGAGUAGUUUGAGACAAUUGUUUAAGUUCCAAAAGCAAGUAAGCUUUAUUGGGGAAGUUACACUCUUGGAUAGAAAGCCUGUAUGCCGGAGCUUUCUGUCUUCAUAAUAUAGAGUAGAGACGGAGAGGAAGAAGCCGCAUGACCAAUGGAAUCUGCAGCAGAGAGAGUCAAGAGGCACUCUGGGAGCAAGAAAGGCGGAGCGAUAGGCCCUCAGAAUAUCAGUCUACCUAUCAGAGAAAGUCAGAGAAAGCUACCUAUCAGAGAAAUUCAGAAAAUUAUGAAUUUUCUUUUCAUAAGAAAGAGAGACAACAAGAAUGAAAUAAAGAGCAAGACCCUUUAUCACUGUCACUACUCUUAGUGCCCUGAGUGGUCACUAGUAUAAAAGGUGUUAAGAAUUGAUGUUCCUGGAGUUCCCUCUCCAGCAAUUUCCAUAUGCAUGAACAAGAUUAAGGUAAUGAAAAUGUAUCUGUAUAAAACCUUGAUAAGGACUCCCUUGUUUUUUUGUCUGAAAUAUUUAGAAUGGACUCCACUUCUCUGAGAGUCACAAUAUUGGACACUCAGAGAAGUGGGACCUACCACAUUUUGUUUAAUUGCUCUUUGUUUAGAAAAUGGUGGUCUUAAUCAUGAUUGACCCACUAGUUGUUUGAAAGUGAAUGGCAGAAUGGUACAAAUGUAUAAAAAUAAUUGACAGACUAAUUUCAUACCCAGUAUGAUAAUACGUUUAGCAAUGGAUGAUGAUAAAUGACCACGGCAACUUGUGCUCUUCUUAGCUACUAAUCCCUGAUCCCUUAUGAAGAAUGGUAAAUGAUGGGCAACUGCUUUUCUCUAUAUUAUUUUUGCCACACAUCUGAAAAGAUGAAAAAGAACAACCAUAGAAAUUAUUUUUAAACUGAUAAAUAAUGUCUAAUAUUUUAGAAUAAUUUCUCUUCAUGAAUGAUAAAAGCCAUUAACAGACACUAUAAGAAAUCCAGAUUUUAACAAUCUGAAAUUAUCAUAAGACAUACAGAGCUACUUUUCUUGUGGCAUGAUAUUCAUUCUAGUGCUGCUAUUGCCUUCCAAUAUUAUUACAAAAUAUUAUUUGCACCAACUUCAGUUUCAGAUAUUGGAAGCACAAUGAUUAAAAGCGCUGUAAAAUUAAUAUAAAAAUAUUAGGGUUGGUCAAGUAAGCUAUGGUGUGGACACACCAGGACCUGCACCCCCCCCGCAUUUCCUAUGAAUGCUAGUUUGCAGGGGCAUAGCUAGAGGAGAGGGGGCCCGUGUUCUCCCCUCUCCCUGGUGGCCCCUUAGAGUGAGGGAGAUGAUGAAGCAAAUAGGGAGGGGUGGAGCUGGGGGCCCCGGGUUCAAAGAACCCAUCCGUUCAAUUAUAGCUACACUAUACACUAUAUAUACACUAGAGAGCCAGUGUGGUAUAGUGGUUAGAGUGCUGGACUAGGACCGGGGAGACCCGAGUUCAAAUCCCCAUUCAGCCAUGAUACUAGCUGGAUGACUCUGGGCCAGUCACUUCUCUCUCAGCCUAACUUACUUCACAGGGUUGUUGUGAGGAGAAACUCAAGUAUGUAGUACACUGCUCUGGGCUCCUUGGAGAAAGAGCAGGAUAUAAAUGUAAUAAUAAUAAUAAUAAUAACACCCCUGCUUGUUUAACAUCCUGGAGCCUUCUAAAAUUAGGCUCUAAGGGCCCAUUUAUACAAUCAGUUGAACUGAGAUGUAAAACUUAUCAUAUCUCCCUUCAGGGGAGAUGGAGUAUUCCCUGCCACAAGAUGUGGCGACAGCCAAUAGCCUAGAUGCCUUUAAAAGGGGCUUAGACAGAUUUAUGGAGGACAGGUAUAUCAAUGGCUACUAAUCUGGUGUCUGUGGACCACCUCCAACCUCAGAGGUAUGGAGCAACAGCAAGAGAGAAGGCAUGCCCUCGCCUCUUGCCUGUGGGCUUCCCAGAGGCAUCUGGUGGGCCACUGUGUGAAACAGGAUGCUGGACUAGAUGGGCCUUGGGCCUGAUCCAGCAGGCUGUUCUUAUGUGCUUAUGUUUCAAUGACAAACAUUCCCUCCACAUAGAACAAUAGUAUGUCUGGGGAGCUGAGGUCUUCUCCCUAAUCUCCUAGAUUUCUCUGCAGGGGAGAUCUAGGGCAGAAGCAGAUCUGAACAUGAACCCUCCCACCCCCACACACCGCUGCAGUGAUACAGUCCAAGAAAAAAUUGAUUUGGCUAUUAUGGAGGCUGCUCCUGUGUUUAAUCAAGUCUUACUCAUAUUUCUAAACUGUAGAUGGAAUUUGGGUUUUUUUAAAUAAAACUGUAAUGAUGGCAAGAGAACAUAUGCUUAUGUUGUGGUAAAUCUUUAGAAGUUGUUGAGUGCCUUAAGGCAGAGGAAAAACAGCAUUUUGGAUGAUAUACACCCUGUGUAUACCUCCUUUCUGUUCAGAAUUUCUCCCCAAUAUUAUUAUGCCUUGGUUCUUAAAAAUAUUAGCAUUAGAAUUUAUUAGUCAUGGUAGUAUGUGCAAGGUUUUUUGCUUAUGUCUUAAAUCUCCUGGUGUCUGCAAGUCCAAAUAUGAGUAAAUGUUUCAAAUAGUAUUAUUAUGUUUGUAUUCCAUCCAAGGAGCUCAGCAUGGUAUGUGUAGGGAUAACCCAUUUUAUUCUCACAAAAGCCCUCUGUGAUAGGUUAGGCUGACACUUAACCACCCACUUAACCAUUUUGGUGGGUAGACAAAAACCACCCACAUAGCUCCACAGCUAAGCAAGAAUUUAAACCAUGGGCUGUCCAUGGUCCAAGUCUGACACUUUCUUUUUCUACUAUAGUAUGCUGGUUCUCUGCUUUAGUCAAUGAUUAGGUUAUUUCCAAAUCCAUUCCCUGCCAUCAAGCAGUAUUAAACAAUGCUAAAAUUUCUUUGCUAAAAUUUUCUUAAAGGAUAACUGUCUACAUUAUAUUUUAUGCUUGUGAGUUGUUUUUGCAAAGCACUCCAUGAACACCUAGAAGAACCAUUCUGGAGUAGUCUAUCCAGAAAUAGGUUUCCAGAAACCAUGAGCAGAAUCUCAGAAUCCUAUUGGAUUCCAUACAAAGAUACUUUGUAUGAAAAAGUAAUAUGUAUAAGUCAUUGUGAUAAGGCAUACUCCAAAAUGUGCAGUGGGUUGCAGGAGAGACUAGUACAUCAGAUUUUUAGGUGUUGACUCCUCCAGAUCCCUUUUGGAUCAGACACCAGACCCUUUAGGUCUGCUCCAAAUUUGGUCUGGAAUUGCCCCAAAUCCCUGCUGCAACAUUCUAGGGAUGUGUACGGAAUGAAUUUUGUAUUUUGUUUUGAGCUUGAAACAAAACACAAAUGGCACAUUUCAUCGAAACAGCGGUUAACCCGGUUAUUUCUACAGAACAAAACCUGAAACUCAAAACACCCCAUUGUUCCCCAUGGGUAGCUCUUUAGGACACCAAAAUAUGAGUUGGGUGAUAGGGCAUGAGGGUACUACCCAAACCACAAAAGCAAUGGGCAAGCGAGCAAUUUUUAACACAUCUUUAACCUUUUUCCCCAAACCCCCAUAGGAUCGGAAGCCAGUGCUGGAAAACCAAUCAGCAAGAAAAAAACAGGCCUCCAAAAUGGCGCUCAAAACAUUGAAACAUUUGGAAUCAAAAUGGGAUUCUUUUGCUCCGAGCGCUAAAUAGGCUCUUUAUUUAAAGGGCACUUUCUUUCAAGCUCAAGACACUUGAAAGAUCCCUACAACAUUCUCUGGAACCCUCCUACUGUCCCUGCACUUGAUGCAACUUGGUAGACGUAUGGAGAACAAUGGGAACAUCUACUCAUGCUUCCAAGCCUCCUUAGAUGCCAUGGCAAGCAUGCAUCAGAUCAAAAUCUAAACCACAGUUUUUGCUAUAGUGUGUUCUUCUUAUCUUUCUUACCCCACUAAAUUGUACAGAGGGAGGGGCAUCAGGAAGAGUUCUAGGAAAUACUGCAGUGGGGACUAAAGACCGUAGUGUUAUUCUUGCCACAUGGUGGGAGUCAAAUCUACACUAGACCAAAUCUGAUGCCUUUCUUAAAAACAUACGUUACUGGUGUGGAUUUGAGUGAGCCUGCUCCCACACAAAUUCUAACAAAAUAAUUUCAUGUGUAUGUGCUCACAAGAUCUUUUCCAGAGAUCUUUCCUCAUUCUGAUAUAUUAUUUUCUAUCAACACGCAAUGGCAUAGCGAACUGGGCGCUUUCUUGCAUUUAAAUGCACCGCUUUAAACAAGUGGUGAUUUCGGAUCCUCUAGUGGUGUCUCUUGAGUAUUCUGCAAAUUAGGAUGCUGUCAGUGAGUGUAUGGGCAGGGAACAGUUGUUGUUAAAUGAACAAGGAAUUUCCUAGGAAUAUUAACUUAACUAGUUGUAUUCUCUAAGGACUUUUUCCAAGAGCCAAACUGGAUUCAAGAAAUGCUUAAUUGGAUCACAAGCAUGAUAAAUUAUAUUACUGUCUGAUGGAUUUUUUUUAAUGUAUAGCUUUACACACAGCAUAUUGAAAUGAAACUUCUACACACACCGAUUCUUUCCAAUAAUUGUCCCCACCCAGUUUCUUUCCCCCUCGCUUCCCUUCUAGGCUAUAGGCAGGGGUAUAGAAAUAAUUGAGCAGAUGGUUUCAAAGAACCUGGGCCUCUCGGCUCCUGAGGGGCCCCCAGCUUCACCCCUCCCUAUUUUCUUCAUUAUAUCCUUCACUCCUGGUGCCACCACUGAGGAGAGGGGCACACACUGGCCGUCUCUCCCCUCCCUAUGCCCCUGACCAUAGGCAUGUAACCACCACCCUUACUUCCAGACACCCCUUGUCUCUCCUUUUGAGAGUUUGCCUCAAUGAAGCUUUGUUGCUCAUGCUAGUUCUGCUAGCAGUAGGAUCAACCCAAACAUCAUAAAAAUAUUGGUAUGAUAUCAUGUCAUAAUAAUAUUGUUCACUCAAAUGCAGGAGGCCAACUGAAGGUUUUAAUAUGAUUUUGAGAAAUAUGCAUUUCCUCUGUUUUUAAUAAAAGGCACAUCUGUAAUUAUGAUAAGAGGGAUUCAAUUAACAUCUUGUAGAUAGAAGCACUGUACUCAUUCUGCAUAGUGGUGUUAAGGAAAAUUGACUGAUGCAUAGACUGAACCCAGUUUGAAAAUAUACAGCAAAAAAUUGAUCAUCCACUUCACAACCCAUUUGACACAGCUUAUCAAUAACUUAUUUUUUUUUUAAAAAAAACACAACAAACUUUAUAAUAUACAUAGUACGAUGUUUAAUACAGUUGGUUGCAUCAAUGUAAAUAUAUAUAUUCACAUCCAAGAUAUAAAUAUUUCUUUACUUUCCAAUAUCCAACAAAAAGUAGCUAAUUCUUUAAAAAGAACUUUGCUGUCCUCUUUUGUUUGGGUGUAAUGUGUUAAUUUGGUAAGCCAAGCAUAUUCAUGCACUUUGUUCUCUCACUUAGGAACUUUUCCUAGGCUUAAGUAUUUAGUAAAUUGGACUGUGCAACUCAUAUAGGAUAAUGACUCCUGUGAGUCAUUGAUUAUACAAGUCAAUGAAUACUAUCAGAACUAGAUCUACUGUAUGAAGAAGUUUGCAAUUCUAUAAAAUUAUAUCCAGUCUCAUACCAAUACUUUUCUAAAAGCUAGCAGUACCACCAUGAGUGCUAGAAGGUAACUAAAUCUUUCUUGCAUUUCCAAAAAUGUGGUUUAUAGGUAGUAAUGAUUUUUAUAUGACCCAUAUGGUAUAAUAUAUCACCUUGUCAUUACUUUGUAGCAUUUCCCCCCACAUUGGUGGUGGUGGUGGUGGUGGUGGUGAUGAUGAUGAUAGUAUUGAUCAGAGGGGUGUUGCAUGGGUGGGGGAUCCUGUGGUUUCCCCUUUGUCAUGGACAAACCACCACUUGGUUAAGGUUGGUUUCACAGAUGCUACCCAUCCCUGCAGGGGUGGAGGACCUAUUAAGAUGGUUCGCCCAAGAUGGCUGCUGGACCCAGUAGGAUUCCAAAAAGGCAUGGAGGUUGGUCCUGCCAGUGAUUCUGUUGAUGCCCUGGUGGGAACCUGGAACAUGGAAGUCACUGGGGCAGUAGACUAUUGCUCCUAAGCAUCUCUUCCAACCUGCUUUAAAAGUGGCCCCUUGGUGUACAGAGGAGUUAUGGGGUCUGAAGCAGCAAGGUAGGCGACUGGAGCGCAAGUGGAGGAGAACUUGGCUUGAAUGUGACAGGACACAGCAUAGAGCCCAUUUGAAGGUUUAUGCGGAGGUGGUGCAUUCGGCAAAAAACCGAUUCUGGUCUGCACACAUUGCUUCUGUGGGUUCACGUCCGGCAGAGCUGUCCCGGGUUGUGAGGAGUUUGAUUCAGGCUCCUUCCAAUUCAAACCAAUCUCCAGGGACUUUGUUCUCCUGUAUUUGGGCCGACUUGGACUCCACUGUUUUUGCAGAGGCUAUUAAGGUGGUGUCCAGCAACCCCGCUUGCAGUAUUAGAGUGGAUCAGUUUCAACCUGUGAUGCCCGAGGACAUGGACAAGCUGCUUGAGGCAGUGUAGCCUAUCAUGUGUUCUCUGGAUCCUUGCCUGACUUGGCUGCUUUUAUCUAGCAGGGAAAUUGUUGGAGAAGGCCUAGUUAAUAUCAUUAACUCAUCACUGAGGGAGGGUAGGAUGCUUCAUAAGAACAACCCUGCUGGAUCAGGCCCAAGGCCCAUCUAGUCCAGCAUCCUGUUUCACACAGAGGCCCACCAGAUGCCACUGGAAGCCUACAGGCAGGAGUUGAGGGCAUGCCCUCUCUCCUGCUGUUACUCCCCUGCAACUGGUACUCAGAGGCUUCCUUGUUUUAAGGAGGCAAUGCUUAAACCACUUCUUAAGAAGCCUUCCCUAGAUCCCUCAGUGAUGGAUAGUUAUCGGCCAGUCUCCAGUCUCCCAUGAUUUGGCAAGGUGAUUGAGAGAGUGGUGGCUAACCAGCUCCAGGCAUUUUUGGAGGAAACCAAUUAUCUAGACCCAUUUCAAACUGGCUUUAGAGCUGACUAUGGGGCUGAGACUGCCUUGGUCAGCCUGAUGGAUGACCUUUACCAGGGAAUCGGCAGAGGGAGUGUGACUCUGUUGGUUCUUUUGGAUCUCUCAGCAGCAUUCAAUACCAUCAAGCAUGGUAUCCUUCUGGGUUGCUUGGGGGAGUUGGGGAUAGGAGGCACUGUUUUGCAGUGGUUCCGCUCCUGUCUCUCAGGCAGAUUCAAGAUGAUGGAGCUUGGUGACAGUUGCCAUUACAGUAUGUGGAGUCUCUCAGGGCUCCAUUCUGUCACCAAUGCUUUUUAGCAUCUACGUGAAACCGCUGGGUGAGGUCAUCAGGAGAUUUGGUGCAGAGUGUUAUCAGUAUGCUGAUGACACCAAAAUCUAUUUCUCUUCAUCAUCAUCAUCAUCAUCAUCAUCAUCAUCAUCAUCAUCAUCAUGAAAUGGCAUUUACUCCCUAAAUGCCUGCCUAUGGGCUGGAUGAGGGAUAACAAAUUUAAGCGGACUCCAAGCAAGACAGAGGUGCUCAUUGUGGGGGAUUGGAAUUUGAGGGAUGAGUUAGAUCUUCCUGUGUUGGAUGGGGUUACACUCCCCCAGAAGAAACAGGUAUGUAGCUUAGGAGUGCUCUUGGAUCCAAGUCUCCCCUGGUAUCUUAGGUGGAGGCUAUGGCCAGGAGUGCUUUCCAUCAACUUUGGCUGAUUUGACAGCUGUGUCCAUUCCUUGAAGAGAACAAUCUCAAAACAGUGGUGCAUCAGCUGGUAACCUCCAGGCUUGUUUGGCUGACUUUGUACAUAGUUUGGAAACUUCAGUUCAAAAUGCGGCAGCCGGACUGGUCUCUGUGGUAACCAGGAGAGACCAUAUUAUGCCUGUCUUAAAACAGUUGCACUGGCUGCUGAUAUGUUUCCAGGCAAAAUACAAAGUGCUGGUUAUUACCUUUAAAGUCCUGAAUGGCUUGGGUCCGUUCUACCUUAGAGAGCACCUUCUUCUGUAUGAUCCCCAUUACACACUGAGGUCAUCUAGAGAGGUCUGUCUCCAGUUACCACCAGUACGUCUGCUGUCGACUCAAAACUGGGCCUUCUCUGUAGGUGCUCCUGGCCUAGGGAAUGCACUCCCAGCAGAUAUCUGAAGUUUAGGCUUGUUAGUUUAGGCAGAUAUCCACAGUUUAGGCCCUUAAGAGAGCCCUAAAAUCUUACUUGUUUGGCCUGGCCUUUCAAGGUUUUAAAACAGUUUUUAAGUAUUUUAAUUGGUUCUACAUAAUUUUGAAUUGUUUUUAAAUUGUUUUUAUAUUGUUUUAAGCAGUGUGUUUUAAAUGGUGUUUGUUUUUAUGUCUUUUAAAACUUGUUGUGCACAGCCCAGAGCCUUUGGAUGGGGUGGUCUAUAAAUUUAAGUUAGUUAAAUAAAUAGACAAACAAACAAACUUUAAUUGUGAGCCACCCCAUAACAAAUUGUUCUCUGGGCAGCUCACAACAGUCUGUUCUAUCUCGUACACAAAGAGAUGGUUCUAUAGUUCAAAUAUAUUUCCAAAAUUUAUAUUUUGCCCCACAUCCUGAGGACAUUAACUCAUAAUCUUGUUACUUAUUCCAUUCCAUAAUGAAAUUCCAGUAGAAUGUUAUACAAUUUAAAUACAAUAAUAUAGUCUAUUAUUAUUGCACUCUUGCGUUAUUUCUCUCUGCAGUUGAGAGGAUUAGCAACUUAAAACUGUGUUAUCAAGUUUCUAAACAUUUACAGUAGUGAAUAUGCCUAUAGCACCAUUGUGGUAUCCUGUAACACUAGCUUAAUGUCCUGCUUUGUGAUAACGCUUAUACAGCACCUAAAGUAUACUCCAAAGAACCUAUUCUAUGGCACAUGUAUGGUGGAGAUAAUAGAGCCAUUCCUAAAGGCAGCUCUGUCUGUUUUGUUUUGUGAAUGGCGAUUGUUUUGUGACUUUGCACUUUUACCAGAUUUUCACAUUUUUAACAGAUUUCUGAGUAAAUAAAUAUAUAAGGUGUCCGCCUGCAACUAAGGGUUAACAAUGGAAAUACAAGUAAAGAGAGCCCUGCUGGAUCAGACUAAGGGUCAAUCUGUUUCUGCCUUCUGUUUCCACCAGUAACUAACCAAAUGCCUUGGGAAGUUCACAGGUAAGGGUUGAUGCCCUGUAGUUGGCCUAGAGCAAAGUGUAAUGUAGUAGUGGCACAAAAGAUGCUACUGGCUACAAUCUGGAGAUGCUCCUGGGAAGAAAUAUAUUGUACACAAUUAGUACUAUGCAUGAAAAUUUGAUGCAGACUAGUAAGAUGAGUUAGCCCUGGCAUUGUAUUGCAUUACACUGCCAGUGUGCUCAUGUCCUUGUUGUAUGUAAGACCUUGCACAUGCAAAAAUGGAUCUGCUCUGCAAAUCUGUAUGGGAAUCUCUCCUUACCCCAUCUCUGCCAUGUACUGCGUCAUCCCAUACAGGUUUCUCUAUUCAGAAGGCAGAGCAAUAUUUAUUCCUCCUUUUUGUGUAUAGCAUGUGCAAUGUCCCUACUGAACAUGGAACAAACCUCCUGGAUUGGGGCAUGUAUUUUUAUUUUUAUUUUUUUGUUACAUUGUAUAAUGGAAAAAGUGAACAUAUGUUAAUUUUCAGUAUCAUCAAAGAAACAAUGGAAUUGUAAUACAGUCACAAAUUCUACUUUGAUCACGUUUUUGUAGGGUCCAAUUUAAAACUGUUUAAAUGUUCCGCUAUAUCUUGUUAACAAGAUAUACUGUAUUUUUCUAUGUUAAAUGUAUAAUUUGUAUAAUUUUGUAUAUUAAAAUGUAUGCCUAUUUUCAA